GGGCUGCCCAGCCCGCCUCCGCGCGGGCACCUUCUGGCUGACCAGGAUCGUGCUCCUGAAGGCCCUCGCUUUCGUUUACUGGCCCAGGUGAGCUCACUCAGACUUAAGACUCCUGCCCUAGUUUUGGACAAGCUUCUCUGGCCCUGCCCAGUCUGCUGACUCCAGGCCCGUGUCUGUCCAGACACCCCAGUGGGUCCCAGAUGUACCCCGUUGGGGACCACCAACGCACUGAGGCUCCCAGCUCAGACCAGAGCCUGAAGCUAAACAAGGAUCUGAUGGAGAAGAAGUUGUGGCAUUCUUGGUGGCCUUCCAUCAGAACAAGCAGCUGAUUGGAGACAGGGGACUGCUGCCCUGCAGAGUGUACCUGAGGAGUGUGCAGCAGCACUUCCGUGGGCAAGUCAGCUGGGAGACCGUGAGCUAUGCCCCCACUGUCCUCUGGCUGCUGGACUGGUCUCACAUGGACUUCAACCUGGACGCGCUGGCUCUUCUCGGGCUGGGCAUCUCCUCUUUCAUCCUGGUCUCCGGCUGUGCCAAUAUGGUUCUCAUGGCUGCUCUCUGGGUCCUCUACACGUCCCUGGUCAACGUGGGGCAGAUCUGGAUGGGAGUCCCAGCUUCUGGAGACGGGCUUCCUGGGGAUUUUCCUGUGCCCUCUCUGGACUCUGUCUCCAUUGCCCAGGGGGACCCCCACGUCCCGGAUCGUCCUGUGGGGCUAUCGGUGGCUGAUUUUCAGAAUCAUGCUCGGAGCGGGCCUGAUCAAGAUCCGGGGGGACCAGUGCUGGCGGGACCUCACCUGCAUGGACUUCCACUACGAGACGCAGCCGGUGCCCAACCCCGUGGCCUACUUCCUGCACCACUCCCCAUGGUGGUUCCACCGCUUCGAGACCCUCAGCAAUCACUUCCUGGAGCUCGUGGUGCCCUUCUUCGUCUUCCUCGGACGGCAGAUGUGCAUCCUCCACGGGGCCCUACAGAUCCUGUUCCAGAUGGUCCUCAUCAUCAGCGGGAAUCUGAGCUUCCUGAACUGGCUGACCAUCGUGCCCAGCCUCGCCUGCUUCGAUGACGCCACUCUGGGCUUCCUGUUUCCCUCGGGGCCUGGCUGCCUCAAGGACCAAGUCCUGAGGAUGCAGGAGGAGGAAGCUCGAGGGGCCAGGGCCCCACGGACACGCGGCAGCGUGGCACGGCACACGGUCAACCUGGCGCUGGGCGUCCUGGUCGCCUGGCUCAGCGUCCCCGUGGUCCUCAACUUGCUGAGCCCCCGGCAGGUCAUGAACAGCUCCUUCAACCCUCUCCGGAUCGUCAACACAUAUGGGGCCUUCGGCAGCAUCACCAAGGAGCGCACAGAGGUCAUCCUGCAGGGCACCGCCAGCCCCAAUGCCAGCGCGCCAGAUGCCAAGUGGGAGGACUACGAGUUCAAGUGCAAGCCCGGUGACCUGAGGCGGCGGCCAUGCCUCAUCUCCCCGUACCACCACCGCCUGGACUGGCUUAUGUGGUUCGCCGCCUUCCAGACCUACGAGCACAACGAGUGGAUCAUCCACCUGGCGGGCAAGCUCCUGGCCAACGACGCCCAGGCCCUAUCCCUGCUGGCCCUUAACCCCUUCGCAGGCAGGGCACCCCCCAGGUGGGUCCGGGGAGAGCACUACAGGUACAAGUUCAGCCGCCCCGGGGGCACGCACGCCGCUGAGGGCAAGUGGUGGAUCCGGAAGAGGCUCGGCCCCUACUUCCCCCCGCUCAGCUUCCAGGACCUGAAGGGCUACUUCAGGUCACGGGAGUGGCCGUACCCCAAACCCGAAUAGAGGUGGCCCAGGGCUUGUGCCCCAAGAAAUAAAGUGGGAAGACCGCGGG
Molecule: messenger RNA, 1839 nt
Organism: Eubalaena glacialis (North Atlantic right whale)
Lineage: Eukaryota; Metazoa; Chordata; Mammalia; Artiodactyla; Balaenidae
Gene: LMF1
Product: lipase maturation factor 1
Exons: 11
Coding region: 420-1790 (456 amino acids)
Biological process (GO): protein maturation
Cellular component (GO): endoplasmic reticulum membrane
Source: RefSeq, a predicted model, not a curated record